Molecule: messenger RNA, 1613 nt
Organism: Apis dorsata (giant honeybee)
Lineage: Eukaryota; Metazoa; Arthropoda; Insecta; Hymenoptera; Apidae
Exons: 4
Coding region: 636-1376 (246 amino acids)
Source: RefSeq, a predicted model, not a curated record
AAAAAAAGAUAACAAUGUCGUUUCAAAGUUCGUGUCGGCCAGGUAAAAUUGCGUCGCAGAAAUCGCACACGAGCGGGAGGAAGGGAGGAAUGUCUCGGCUAAUUACGCGACGAAAAUUCCUCAACGAUGCCAUCACCCUCCGCCCGAUCGCGAAUUUUUAUUCGUUAGAUAGCAGGCGGCGCGCGCCGCUACUGAUCGAGGGAUUCUGUUUGGUUUCUUGGUGAAGAUCGCACGAGUCAUCGGCCUGGUAUCUGCCAAUGGUGGUGGAGGCGGUGAGCAGGUUAAACCAGGAUUGGCCAAGCAAAAUAUAGCGAGACUCGGAGCACUGUGCUCCGAUUGGUGGAAAACAAGCGGAGCCACGUGUCCCGGACCCCUCCGUCACGGGCCGAUAAAUCUCGGGUCGAGAUUUUCAGUUAGCCACCAACGCGUCCGACAAUUUGAAAAUUAUUCGCGUUCAGAGUGCUUUCCUUAAAUCAUCGCGCACUUGAAGAGAUUAAUUCGAGGAUCCCGAGUCUGUUGACGAUCUCAACUGCAAUAAACGUGCAAUAACCGUUAUUCGGCGUUAAUCUUUCUCUUUAACGUGUCGACGAGAAGAGAGCAGUAAUUCAAGAAUUGCAUCUACCAAUCGUCAAGAAAUGGCGAUUCCAUUCGCUCUGCCUUCCGACGACGAAGCGGAAACUCAGACACAGCAGCUGGAGCAAUUGAUGCUCGAUCUAUACGCUGCUCUGCAACAGGUACUUCGAAGCAGGACAGCACAGCAUCCGUCAUCACGAAAUCAUCGGUUGCCACGACGAAGCGGUGACGACCGACAACUGGUGGUCCUGGUGGACUCUGAUCUGUCCCGAUUGCCGCUGCCCGAUCUUGUGCUGUCCGCCGUGGAACAACUUCCGCCUCCGACGCCCCAGGUGACGGUGUCCGCGCCCAGCAGCCCAACAAGGGACGCGGCAUUCCAGUUCCCAGAGUGCAGCGGGGACGAGAACGGUGCAGCACCGGUGCCAAGCCCAAGGCCACGACCGCGAAGACGCAGGCUCGCCUCGGAGGGUGGUGGCGCUACUAUGAAGAAAGGGCCUGCCACCGACCGAAUCUGCAAGAAAUGCUGCGGCCACUUGGGACAGGCCUUCAACGAGAGCCAGUGGGCGAGCGUAGGCGCCAACCUCAGGAACAUCGCCGACGACUUUCAUGCGUCACAGACCAAGGCCGCCGAGAUCGAAAAGUCCCGACUGCCCGCGAUGAACCCGAGCUUCGCAGAUUCCAACAACACGAGCGGCUCGACCGACAGUAUCCUGUCGCUGUUGAUUCCAGCCCCCCUCCGCGAGACUCUGUGGACGACAGUGGCCUUGUACCUCGGAUGGAGGCUGGUGUCUCGUCUUCGAUAGACGCGACGGUAUCGUCGUGUCGUCGAUGCCACGACGAUCGACCACGAUGCCUCGAGAACGUUAAGAAUCAUCAUCACAUCCGACGCUUGGAACCGACGCAACAGGGACGGCCAGUUAGGCGAGCCGUCACUUGGUAAACCAGCGACUGGCCUUCCUUGGCCCUUUGCACGCCGCACGAACCAACGGACGCCGCGCCCGUCCGCGCACAACGUUUCCACGCUUGUAAACCAGCAGACA